Bombina bombina (fire-bellied toad) is the source of this 5942-nucleotide messenger RNA. It is a transcript of the gene LANCL2, whose product is annotated as LanC like glutathione S-transferase 2. Gene Ontology annotation, biological process: carbohydrate metabolic process; peptide modification. NCBI's taxonomy places the organism in Eukaryota, Metazoa, Chordata, Amphibia, Anura, Bombinatoridae. The transcript is spliced from 10 exons. The record is from RefSeq and is a predicted model, not a curated record. Bases 111 to 1442 code for a protein of 443 amino acids. Gene Ontology annotation, cellular component: plasma membrane.
CUGACCCUGUGUGCCGAGCUCACUGCUCACAGCGGCCGCCGCCUGGACGCGUUACGGUAAUUGGCUGUCAGUGCCGGGGUGUUUUGUCCCUGUCGGCUCUCGGUGGUGAGAUGGGAGAAGGCAUGUCUAAAAGACUGAGGCUGCAGUUUGGAGGGGAGGCAGAGAUGGAAGAGCGGUCGUUCAAUAACCCCUACCCGGAUUACCGGCCCCCACAGCCCUGUACUGGAGAACAAGAGGAGGAAGGAGAGGAAGAAGGGGAAGCCGCAGGGGAGCUGAGCGAGCUGGAUCUGCCAUUUGACAGAGAUGGGAAGAUCACUGGCAGAUUUUCUAGAAAAAUCCAGAGCAAAAUUAGCGAUCUGCUUCAGCAGAUGGAAGAAGGUUUGAAGACUGCUGACCCACAUGACUGCUCUACUUAUACAGGAUAUACAGGCAUUGCCUUGCUGUACCUGCAGAUGUAUCGUGUCACUAAGGAGCAAGCUCACCUGCAGCGAUCCCUUGACUAUGUUAAGAGAAUUCUUCGGAACCUGAAUGGAAGGAGAGUUAGCUUUCUUUGUGGUGACGCUGGGCCCCUGGCUGUAAGUGCUGUGGUGCAUCACAAACUGCAAAACGAGGCAGAAUCAAAGGAUUGUGUCACAAAGCUGUUGCAGCUGCAGAAGGGAGUGGCUAGUGCAGAUACAGAGCUCCCAGAUGAGUUGCUGUAUGGUAGAGCUGGGUACCUCUACGCCCUUUUAUAUCUCAACACAGAGAUUGGCCCAGACACUGUACCCCAGGAAGCUAUCAAAGAGAUCGUAGAUGCCAUUAUAGAAUCUGGGAAAAACCUUUCAAAAGAAGAGCACAAGUCUGAACGCUGCCCUCUACUCUAUCAGUGGCACAAGAAGCAGUAUGUGGGAGCAGCUCAUGGAUUGGCUGGAAUAUACUAUAUGCUCAUGCAGCCUUUGUCGAAGGUAGAUCAGGAAACAUUGAAUGAGCUAGUGAAACCAAGCAUUGAUUAUGUACGUCAUAAGAAAUUCAGGUCUGGCAAUUACCCAUCAUCAUUAAGUAAUGAAACAGAUCGGUUGGUACACUGGUGCCAUGGGGCACCUGGAGUAAUACAUAUGCUUUUAAAGGGUUACAAGAUUUUCAAAGAGGAGAAGUAUUUAAAAGAUGCAGUGGAAUGUAGUGAUGUCAUCUGGCAGAGGGGACUUCUAAGGAAGGGUUAUGGGGUCUGUCAUGGGACUGCUGGCAAUGGAUACUCCUUCCUUACUCUCUAUCACCACACUCAGGACAAAAAAUUUCUUUACAGAGCCUGCAAGUUUGCUGAAUGGUGUUUAGAUUAUGGAAAACAUGGCUGUCGUAUUCCGGACAGACCAUACUCGCUCUUUGAAGGAAUGGCUGGCACAAUUCACUUCCUGUCAGACAUGUUGACACCGGAGACUUCACGAUUCCCUGCCUUUGAACUUUGAUAAUUUGUCAAAAAGAACUAAAGAGGAAUUUCUGUACGAACAGUUGAGAUUAAAGGGACAUGGAAGCUUCACUUACAUUUUUUUCCUAGUUACAUUUAUUUAAUUCAGUUUGGGAAAGGACAGAGCUUUUGCUUAGAAAUAAUAGGAGAUAACAUUGUAAAUUCAGAUGAAAGAUUUCCCUUCUAGUCAGUUUUUCUUUGGGGAUUGUGUUAAAAGCAUAGGAUUCAGUUUAGGUGUUAGAAGGUUUGGGGAUUCAGAGAAGGCGCUUCAGACCAACUAGGCCAGGGGUUGCUGACCCCUGAACUAGGCAAUAGUUGUUUCACAUUUACAUGGACAUCUCUAGGCUACAACUCUCAGCCAUCUCUACUUUUUACACCAUUGUAAAAAUAAAUCCAUAUCACAUAUAUAUUCACCACAUUACUUCACAUAUGGAUCACUACAACCGGUGCUUAGAAAUGAGCAUCACAGACAUAAAGAUAUUCAAGUUUGGCCACACAACAUUUUAACUGAAAAAAAGUCUGAUUUAUGAUUAAAAGGAAAUGAAACCUAUUCAUAAUUACAAGACUUCGUCUUGUAAUAAAUUCACAUAGUAGACGAGAGUGUAUGUUGCAGCAAUUGUUUUUCUAUGGUCAGACUUCCUCCAGCACUUCCCUUCUUUGCAGGAGCCAAUCUAGACUUAUUACUUGCAAUGUUCUAGACUUAUUACUUGCAACGUUCUAGACUUAUUACUUGCAACGUUCUAGACUUAUUACUUGCAACGUUCUAGACUUAUUACUUGCAAUGUUCUAGACUUAUUACUUGCAAUGUUCUAGACUUAUUACUUGCGAUGGUCUAGACUUAUUACUUGUAACGUUCUAGACUUAUUACUUGCAACGUUCUAGACUUAUUACUUGCAACGUUCUAAACUUAUUACUUGCAACGUUCUAGACUUAUUACUGGCAAUGUUCUAGACUUAUUACUUGCAAUGUUCUAGACUUAUUACUUGCAACGUUCUAGACUUAUUACUUGCAAUGUUCUAGACGUAUUACUUGCAACGUUCUAGACUUAUUUCUUGCAAUGUUCUAGACUUAUUACUUGCGAUGGUCUAGACUUAUUACUUGUGACGUUCUAGACUCAUUACUUGCAACGUUCUAGACUUAUUACUUGCAACGUUCUAGACUUAUUACUGGCAAUGUUCUAGACUUAUUACUUGCAACGUUAUAGAUUUAUUACUUGCAAUGUUUUGCUGUAUUUUAUAACUUUUGCUGAGGUCAGGUAUGGGGAGAUGUAGUGUAGCCGGCUAAGGCUUGUAAAGUCUGCAGUGUGCAUUUCCGAUUCUAAGAAUUGGAAAGCCCAUAGUUUUCAGACUUCAAGUACAGGAAAAGAAGGCAAAAUAAAUAAUAAUGCAAUUUUGUUUUAUUAAAUGUAAUUAAAGAUUUUAUAUUAGUCAUAAAGUGUAUCUAAGGACCAUAGUACAUUUAAUCUAAAGAGUAUGCUGAAUUCAUUAUGAAACACUAAAUACAUUUUAUCAGCAUAAUAUUGAGGUUAUGCUCCACCUUCUUGUAGUCAUGGGCGCUGCUAUGUUAAAAUCUAAUUUUUAUUCCACUGCAGCACCGUUAAGUGUUUGCACAUGUGCAGCAACUCUCCUUCAGAUACCUGCAGUGUAACCUAGGUUCCAAAAUGUCAGCACCCAUAGUUAGAGAGAGGUGCAUGAAAUGUAUUUAGUGUUUAAUGUCCCUUUAAUAUACGUGGGCGGUGUGCUGUAACCACUGAUAGUUUUCUUUAGCACGCUGUAAAACAGAUUUACUGAAAAAGAGCCAGCAUCUUAGAAAUGAAUUAAAAUGAUGAUAAAGUUAGUGUUCCUUAACAAUAUACUGUAUAUGUAAUCAGUGUGCAUAAUUAUGUAUAUGUGUAUCUUUCCAUUAAAAUUUGUUCAGACCUGAAAUGGUGCAAUCUGUUUUGAUGUUAGGAUUCCUUACCUUCAUCACUGCCUGCACACUUGGAAAUACACUUUUUUUUGUUUUUGUAGUAGUGACAUUUUCAUCGCUAAUCCAACUUUCUUGCAAGCCAUACAGCUAGCAUAAAGCCAUGCCUUUUGUGACAUUGUGACUAGUCAUAUGGAUUAAAAGAGCAUUGGAAGGGAUUUAAAGGGACAGUUUACUCAAGAAUUUGUAUUGUUUAAAAAGAUAGAUAAUACCUUUAUUACCCAUUCCCCAGUUUUUCAUAACCAACACGGUUAUAUUAAUACUCUUUUUACCUCUGUGAUUACCUUUUAUCUAAGCCUCUGCCCCUUUAUUUCAGUUCUUUUGACAGAAUUGCAUUUGAGCCAAUCAGUGCCCUCUCAUAAGUAACUCCAUGGGCGUGAGCACAAUGUUAUCUAUAUGGCACUCAUGAACUAAUGCCCUCUAGCUGUGAAAAACUUUUAAAUGCAUUCAAAUAAGAUGUGGCCUUCAAGGGCUUAGAAAUAAGCAAAUGAGCCUACCUAGAUUUAGAUUUCAACUAAGAAUACCAAGAGAACAAAGCAAAUUUGAUGAUUAAAGUAAAAUGGAAAGUUAUUUAAAAUUGCAUGCCCUAUCUGAAUCAUGAAAGUUUAAUUUUGAGUAGGCUGUCCCUUAAACCAUUUCAAGUCUGAAUAAAUUUUAAUUGAAAGGUACACAUAUACAUAUUUAUGCACACUAAUUACAUAUAUAUCGUAAGGAACACUAGCUUUACCAUUACUUUAAGUAAAAAGCAAGAUGCUUUUAGUUUUGAGAUUUUUAACAGAAAUGUAAUUAAGCAAUUUCAGAUUAAUUUUCCAUGUCCCUUUAAGAUACAUUGUUCUGUGCCUCCAACACACCACUGUCAGUUCUAAAGCAUCACCACUUACAAGAUAAUUGUAUAAUGUGAGUUGCAGUAGGUGUCACUGCAGAAGUAACUUGAACAUUAAGCCCAUGAUGCCUAUGUUUUUUUUUUCUCUUUGUAGAUUAUUGGAAGUUCAUGUUUAUUACUGCCUUAGGUAGAUAAUAUUUGCACUCUGAUUAUUCUGUUACUUUCAAAAAUACUGCAAGUUUGUGUGGUUUCUUUUGUUUGUUUCUUUAAAAUGACAUGGUACCCAAAUGUUGAAGCACUUUAAAGUGAUGCAGCAAAACUGUAAAAAAACUGACUAGAAAAUAUCACGGAAACAUCUCUAUGUAAAAAAAGGAAGGUAUUUAUCUCAACAUUUGUAAAGUGACUUCAAGCAGCCAAUCAGGAUACUAGUCCCAGGACUUGCAUGGGGGUGUGCAUUUGGCAUGUGCAGGCACAUUAUGUCAUGCGCAUGUUAUUUCCCUAUUCAGUUUAAGGAAGUAUACUAUGAAAUCUCACAAGUUUUCAGAGAAAUCUCAUAAGAUCAGAGCAAAGCAUAGCUUGACCUCAGCACUGCUGAUGCUGAUUGGCUAUUGUUUUUUUGUUUUGUUUUGUUUUUUUCAACUUGCAGCUGGACAGUAGCUGAAGUAUAACUGUCACCAGAGCACUUACUCUUGUAAUCUGUAAUCUUUGUGAGGAAAAAAUAUUCCUUCUUUACAUAGAGAUGCUGAGGUGAUAUUUUUUUGUCAGCUUUUUACAGUUAUGCUGCACCACGUUCAAGUGAUUUAGAAUAUGAGUAUUAUGUCCUUUUUAAAUUGUUGAGCAUAUUGUUUAUUAUAGACACAUAAAACAUAGAGUGCUUUAUAUUUCAAACAUGUAAAAUAGUGUGUAAUGACUAUCACAAGCAUUUUUAAAAUGAGUCUUAACACAUGCAAGGUUUAGUUGUAUUGCAGCACAGCCAAUGAGUCAUUGAUUUCUUUAGUAUUUCAAACGAAUAAUUCAAUUCUGAUCACUUAUACAAUUGCCUAUCCUUCAUUUUGUAAAGUCUGACUUAAAUAUAAGAUUUCCUAACAAAAUUGGUGUGUUUGAAAGUCAAAAUGAAACCGUGUUACAAAUCACUAUUACUUAUUAAAAAGAUUACCCACUAAAUUUUAAAUGGAUAUUCUAUAAAGCCUAAUUCUAUUAAACUAAUUUAAUCAGUUGUUGAAACCUUUAAAAUCCCUGUACUUCUUUCAGAGUUCUACUUCAUAUUGUGCAUUUGUUUAUAUGCUUGCAUGUGUUUAGGAGCUGUGUGUCUGUGUGUAAGAUAUUGUUAUUGUCCUUGAACACGGUUUUUGUUUUUAUUUGAGGUACUAGCAAGUAUACAAAUAAUACAAAGCCUGAUUAUACAAUAUUACUUGACAAUUCAGUAUACUUAAUGAAAUUAAUUUUUUUUCUUAGUUUCAAUAUGCAAUGUACUAUGGAAGCAGUAUCACUGCAUGUAUUUAUAUGGAACAGUGAAAAUGCAAGUUGUCUUUAUAUAUGCAGUAUUUGUCUAUAAUGUAUGACAGGCAUUGCCUUGUCAUUUGAGUAACUGUUAAAUGUGUGAGUAUUGUGUUGAUGAUUGGUUAAUCGCUGGAUGUGAUUGGUUUUCCAAAUGUGUCUAAAUUACCAAAAGGGGAUGUUUGAUACAAUAAAUUCCAGUACAUCAGACAACAA